This is a messenger RNA of Engraulis encrasicolus (European anchovy), 3670 nucleotides long. RefSeq names its product FMR1 autosomal homolog 2 (gene fxr2). The record is from RefSeq and is a predicted model, not a curated record. The transcript has 19 exons. Gene Ontology annotation, molecular function: protein homodimerization activity; translation regulator activity; mRNA 3'-UTR binding. The coding region runs from base 643 to 3006 and encodes 787 amino acids. Gene Ontology annotation, biological process: regulation of filopodium assembly; regulation of alternative mRNA splicing, via spliceosome; negative regulation of translation. Lineage: Eukaryota; Metazoa; Chordata; Actinopteri; Clupeiformes; Engraulidae. Gene Ontology annotation, cellular component: cytoplasmic ribonucleoprotein granule; presynapse; nucleus.
CGUUUGAGGGGACGGGCGGUAGGGGUAAAAGGAGUUGCCGGGCGUUAGCAAAGCAUAAACGGCGUUUGGGAGGAGGUAUUUGACGCAAUUUGCUAUUAGAAAACAAGACAGAACCGCCAGUCUCCUAACCGAAUACCAAGCCGACCUAAACACUUAGCCUACAGCACAAUUUUGAACGCCGACAGCUGGGAGAAGUAAGGUGUCGAAUAUCGCUAAUUGGCGACACAGCUAGCAGUUAGCCAGCACCUCUUUCAUAGCUAGCAUAGCUACAUCCUCAUUAGCAAACAAUCAUCCUCGAGACCCAGGCAGCACCGUCUGAUACGUCUGGUUGCAAACAACGACAGUAUUCCAUGCUAUUAGCGUACACGCUCUCCUUAUUUAACAGUUCGAGCUAACGUUUGCGAAAAGAGCUAGUUUGGCCGCUGGAAAACGGUCUGUGGCUGGCUACCCAUUGAUACUGCGAACCAUCACUCCCAGGUCCCCCAUCACCUCUGCCCCUAUCCCCUUCCACCCGACACCCUGGACAUCCACAAGCGGCCGGAGAACGGCGUCGAGCCAGCAGCGAAGCUGGGGGUUGUUUCGGACUCGCACCUCAUAGGAGCGCCGACAGAAAGGCAUAGUCGUGGGGAGGCGAAGACGACUAUGGACGGGCUGGCGGUGGAGGUCCGAGGCUCGAACGGGGCCUUCUACAAGGGGUUCAUCAAGGAUGUCCACGAAGAAACGCUCACAAUAGCCUUUGAAAACAACUGGCAGCCAGAGAGACAGAUGCCUUUCAGUGAUGUGCGGCUCCCGCCCCCCGCAGAUUACCACAAGGACAUCGCCGAGGGAGAGGAGGUGGAGGUGUAUUCUCCAGGCCCUGGUGUCGUUAGAUACAGAGCGUACCACAGUCAGCCUCCCUCGUCAACACACACACUCCCGCCCACAACACACGCACUCCCGCCCACAACACACACACUCCCACACAGAACCCCCCUGCUGCACGCACACGACACACCCACGUCAUCAGCGUCGCCGUCACCUGAGGUGUAUUCGCGCGCUAACGACCAGGAGCCGUGUGGUUGGUGGCUGGCCCGCGUUCGUAUGAUGAAGGGCGAGGUGAGUCAGGGCCUGUUCUACGUGAUCGAGUACGCAGCGUGUGAACCCUCGUACAAUGAGAUCGUCACGUCGGAGAGGAUCCGACCCGUCAACCCCAACAGCCCCUCGUCACGCACCUCCUUCCACAAAGUCCGCGUCCCCGUCCCAGAAGACCUCAGAGAAAUCUGUUUGACCGACAACAUCCAUAAAGACUUCAGUAAAGCCAUCGGAGCAAAAUGCAUCUUCUACGAAACGACUUCUCACGACCUUGUCAUCCUGUCCACCAAUGAGUCCACAGUGAAGCGAGCCAACCUGCUGAGUGACAUGCACUUCCGCAGCAUCCGCACCAAACUCAUGCUCAAGUCCCGCAACGAAGAAGCCACCAAACACCUAGAGACGAGUAAGCAGCUGGCGUCUGCGUACCAGGAGGAGGUCCGCGUGCGCGAGGACCUGAUGGGAUUGGCCAUCGGCUCCCACGGCGCCAACAUCCAGCAGGCGCGCAAGGUGCCCGGCGUCACCGCCAUCGAGCUGGAGGAGGAGAGCUGCACCUUCAGGAUCUACGGAGAGACCCCAGAGGCGGUGAAGCAGGCCAGAGAGUACCUUGAAUUCAAAGAAGAUGCUUUUCAGGUGCCCAGACAUCUGGUUGGUAAAGUGAUCGGCAAGAGUGGCAAAAUCAUCCAGGAGAUAGUGGACAAGUCGGGAGUGGUGCGCGUGCGCAUCGAGGGGGACAACGAGAAAAAACUGGGAGGCCGAGAAGAGGUAGGCAGGGACGCAGGGACCCACCGCAGAGACGCCCCCCCCUCCCACGCCACCCAAGAGGGAAUGGUUCCGUUCAUCUUCGUUGGCACCAAGGAGAAUAUCAGCAAUGCCCAGGCUCUCCUGGAAUACCACGUGGCAUACCUACAGGAAGUGGAGCAGCUUCGUCAGGAGCGCCUGCAGAUCGAUGAGCAGUUGCGGCAGAUCGGCGUUGGUUACCGAGCACCAGGUCCCGGACGCUCCGGACCAGGACCCGCAGCCGGUGAGCGUGAGAGGGGCUACCUGACGGACGAGAGCACCAACUCGGCAUCGCUGCACACCUCGCGUACCUACGGGGGCCGCGGACGAGGACGCAGGCCCUCCAACUCCCAGUACUCUGGCUACGGCACUAACUCGGAGCUGUCCAACGCUUCAGAGUCCGAGGAGGUGGCGGACGGGCGAGACGGCCGCGACAUGCGGGACGGACGUGACGGUGGCCGCGACCAGAGGGACAUGAGGGACGGAGGCCGCGACGUGCGCCCGCGUGGCGUGGGAGACCGCGAGAGAGGCGGUGGCGGUGACGAGCGGGGCGCAAGGCGCGGGGGCCGGGGACGCGGAGCCAGCGCGGGAAGGGGACGCGGAGGAGGACCAGGACCUCGCCAGACCAACUCCAUUAGCUCAGUCUUGCGUGACCCGGACAGCAACCCCUACUCUCUGCUGGAGGGCGAGGCCGAGGUGGGCGUGGACACGGACGCCAGCGAGGGCCCCGGCAACAACGGCAACGAGAGACGCCGCCGCUCCCGCCGUCGCCGCACCGACCAGGAGCCCAGCCUCAUGGACGCCAACGCCAACGAGUCCGACGGACAGGCGCCCGCCAGCGAGAACGGCCUAGAUGAAGACGGCAAACCCCAGCGCAGAAACAGGAGCCGUCGCAGACGCAACCGGGCCAACCACCCCGAAGGCGGAUCCAGCAGCAGAGACAGACAGCCAGUGACUGUGGCAGACUUCAUCUCUCGCCCCGAAUCUCAGAGUCGACAGAACUUGGCCGCAAAAGAGAAAGAGGCGCAGCCAGCCUCCCACCCCAAGGAGAACGGGACGGCCAGCAAGAAGGAGGCCAGCAGCGGCGCGGCCCCCAAGCGCUCCCCUAGCAACGGCGUUGCCAAGGCGGGCGAGGCGAUGGUGAACGGAGUGUCGUAAAGAGUCGGGGGUCCCCCCCAACCAACGCACCCCAUCACCACCUCUAUCAGCGUCUAGAAGCGUGACAUCACGGCAAAAAACUACCUGUCCCUAUCUGCUUGCAUUUGCGUAACAAUGAAAAAAAAACAUAAAUAAUAAUAAUAAUAAUGAUGAUGUUGAUGAUAACGAUGAAAUCCUUUCAAACCACCACCAACAAGACGAAGAAGAGUAUGAGAUGUGUGAGGGAAAAAAAACGACUUCAAACACUUUGAGAAAUACAUACGAGAGAUGUUGAGAAAAAAAAUGAAUUUUUAAAAACCUACAAAAAAACGACAAACCGCAUCUAAUUAAAAAAACACACAUUAAUGGUGUAUGUUUAUCCUAUCUAUCAGUACUUAGAGCUUAUUUAAGACUAGCUUGCCAAAAAUAAGCUGGCGGAUACGACUUGAUCUUUUAAAGACAUACUGAACUCAGAACAGGACGUGACUAUUGUUAUUGUUAACUUUUUUUGUUUGUCCUUUUAUUUCUGUUGUUCGUUUUUUUGUUUUCCGUUUCACUGGUUUAGGCUUGUGAUCAUACCUGGUCAUAAAUAGACACACAUCUUCGAAAAUGUCGACGUUUAGUGCGAGAAAAACACUUAGGAAGGAAGUUACGAAAAAGAGAAAGGAAAAAAAAAGAAACGAAA